AGAGCGGUAUUGAAUUUUCGAACUAUUUGGAGGUUAUGGACAAAACGUAUUGGCAUUACCUUUUGGUCCUGUCGGCACUUUUACGUAAAAUUUAGUUAAAUUUGUCGUUCCUAGUAGAAGUGAAUCGUAUUUUCACUACGUUAGUCGCGAUUAAUCGUCAAAAUUCGGCUGUGAAAUGAAUACUUGAUACAAUAACCACAUAAUCCGCGUGUACUUGAUCCAUCGCAAUGGAUAUCUCAUCGCCUAUGGACUGUAAUAGUCAAAUAGCAACAAAUUUCGACAUGGAAAUACUAACAUCCAUGACGAACACGGACCUGCUUGUACGCCUUAUAAAGGAUCAAGAAGCGGAGACUGUCGUGCUGAAAAAUCAACUUUCAUCGUUGAAUUCGUCGGCCUUGCAAAUGAAAAAUUGCUACACUUCGGAGAGGACGAAAAACGAUCACAUUGAGAAGGAAAAUCGGCAGCUGCUGAUGCAAAUAAAAACUUUGGAGGAAAAUAUUUCGCAGUUGGAGAAUAAUUUGCUCAACGAUGCAGCCCUUCAUAAACAGAAAACAGCAGGUUUGGAAAAUAGCCUGGCCAGUGCCUACAGACAUCUAAUGAUCCAAAGAAACGUUCUGAAAGCCAAUCAUUUAAGCAUUAAAGAUCCGCAUCAGCAUUACAACAAUGCGAAGGAGUUUCUUACGAAACGUGGUGAAGUUGUCGUUGAAGACAUCAAGGAUGUGAAAGUUAUCAGCAAGAAACAGAAAGCGGUAAACGCGUCUACCAUGACUGACCAAUGUGAUAGUUUAAAACCGAAAGAAGUUAAGCAAUUUUGCGACAAAGCAACGAUGCACUGUCCAAUGGUGUCGACCGCUACGCGUGGAACAACCACUUCUACGUUCAUUAAACAAGCGGAUGCAGCUACCAAUUUCCCAGAGCCGAUGACCAUCGACGUUGAUGAGAUUUUCCGCAUAAUGAUCGAUGAUAUGCCACCAGCAAUAACGCCUAUUGAAGAUCUACCAUCUAAAACACAAUGCACGCAAACCGAGCCACCAGCUCAGUUGAAUGUUGGAACAAUAACCAGAAUUAAGAAUAUUCGACGGAAAAUUAAUUGUGCCAGCGAGUAUACUCAACCAUUGUCAGCAUCGAGUCCUCUAUGUCGAGUGAAAAAGGAAAAGGACGACAGUAUUCCGGAUCUUCUAAAUUUGGAUUAUUCUGGCAAUGGUUCACCGAUCAACCAACAGCUGACCAAAUUGUGGCAAAUGGUCGGUCAAAUGAUCUUUGGAAUCAUCGGAAGUGGCGAGGUGUUCAAUCAUUCAAACAAUAUUAGUUUGAUCAACGAUAAUUUGAAUCAAAUUCGAAGAGUCAUUGAGAUGGAGUCACAACCAGAAACACAAUUUCACAGCUUCGUGGACGAACAACGUACGAGCGAAGAUUUUAACAUUGCGACUGCUGUAGCAGGAUCUGGCAUCGGUAAUAGUGUCAGACAACACAAUGCUUUGGAUCCCGUUAGUAGCUCACAAAACCCACCUCAUAAUCAACUAUCCGCCAAACAAAUACAAACAGAUGCGACACAAACAAAGCCCACCUCGCCACGCACUAAUACUCACGAUCAUUCGACGCACAGAGGAGCACUCUCCAUUGACUCAUUUACCCAAUGUCAAACGGAAAGUAUUUUCAAAAAACCAGCUUCAAAAACUAAACGAAAACUGGCAACGGAUGAUUGCACAAUUAGAAAGCGUAUUUGUCAGAGAAAAAUGACUCCUACACGAAGAUCCAGUCAAAUGGAUGACUCGAAACCGAAAAGUUCCAUUCAACAUAAAGACUCUUCCUGUGUUUUCGAAGCAGCGAGUACAUCAAAUGAUCGCGUCGAACAGUCAACAUCUCCCAUCGACGAACCUGACGCGUCACUGGUGGAAAAUAUUCUUCGCUUCUUCAAGAUGCCAAACUUUAUUGAACCGAUCACAGACCCACCACAUAUACUGGAAGCGAUUAACAGACUUAGUAAGGCUGAAAAAAGCACCAAAAGUAUUCAUAUCCCGGAAGUAACGGACUUUCCGGCCAUUGUUCCGAUAACUGUUGACUCUGAAUCAAAAGACUCGAUGUCGGUCGCCUUGCCAACUCACUCCCAGUCAGACGAUUUAAAGUCACCAGAUGUAUCAAUGGAAUUGUCAACAUACGACGAAUUUGAAUCUCCAGCUUCCCCGCCGCCAUCCACAACGACAUCGUACCAAGCACCGAUUAUUAUCCCCACAUCGCCAAAGAAAUUAAACAGUUUAGUCGUCGAAGGUAUACUAGCUAAUUUCGACAAGAAUAAAAGAACGUCACUGAGACAGCGAAAGCUUAAAGUACCCACAGUAGAAGAGGAACAAAUAAUAACCUCAACACGAAGUAGAAUCGAACAAUACGUAGUGGCGGAGUGGAAUGGGAACGAAAUCGAUACAUGUUGCAAAGACUUAUCAACCGUACGUCCAAGUGUUCUAUCAAAGUGUAUUCUUGAAGUUGUAACCAAUACGAACAGCGAACCUUUAUCCAAAGAAUUUACGCCACCAGCUCCAUCAUUACCGAGAACUCAUCAGAAAAUUGUCGUCCUGAUCAAACGCAUCAGUCGGACUGUGAACGGAUUCGAGGAUUUAGUGCUGUUUCAAUUAGAGAAAACAAUGUUUGUUUUGGGAGAUGAACAAGUAACCAUAGCCGGGGGGUUGAACCUUACGCAUUUGUUUAUCGGAUUGACUGCCUGCGCGGACGCAGAAUCGAAUGGAUCAUGCGUUUUGUUCGUCUACAAAUGCUUGUACUACUUCUCCAUAAAGGCGAUACCGAUGAUUUAUUCAGUAUUAAUGGCAUAUCCGACUAUAUUACCAAAGUUCGAUGAUGGUGAAAAGGUUGCCGAUUUCCUUAGGAAUACUACAAACAUCUUGCAGGCCACAUUUGUUAUUAUUUUGAUCAACACAAAUUUAAGCGAGUCAAAUCUUAUCGACUCCGGCAACUCAUUGAGAAAGAGAGACCUGUCGACGUAUCUGAAAACGUACUACCACUAUCCCUGUAUGAGACCCACAAUCGACGAUUUUGUGGAUAUUCUAUUAGAUCGACUAACGAAUAGCUGUAAUUUAGGCAACAUUCCAUAUUCGCUAAUUUUGAUAGCGAAACGGAAUGGUACAGUGUGGGCGGACAAUAUGGUGCAACGGAAGCUGUUGCCAAAACUUAAUCAAUUUGUAUCAACCAUAUCGGAUGGAACUGCAAACGAUGAACGUAUAGCAGUUCUGGUAUCUGCGAUAUCAUCAAUCAUCAAAACUUAUCCAAUCACCAAAGAUAUCUCCGGUUAUCAGCAAUUAUUUCAUAAAAUUCUGGAUUCCACAACGAGACAAACAAUUCAGGAAGAGGCUGUGAUGGCUCUACUGCGAACUAGUCGAUUCGGCAUGGUUGAUGUUUAUAAACAAAUUUGUGAUUGGCGGCCACAAACCGCAGUGCGCAGACAAUGCUAUUCGAUGCUAAAUACAUUUCUGUACCGUCAGAAUUUUAGUUAUUGGCAGAAUUUUUAAUUCAUGCUGUGAUGUUAAGGAAUGAAGAUUGUGAUUGAUGAUUCAUUGGUCGACAUCGACGAAUCUCUGUUAGUGCGCAACUCAUUCAAAGCAAGACCACUAAUUUGCGAUUACCUACGCCAACGAGAAACUCAACUUCAGGUGGACGUUUACUGCGGCAGCAUCGAUACUCAACAUGAUUGUCUUCUCAACACAGACGUUGUAAUUGGUAUUGAAAUGUAAGUGGGACGUAGGAAGUAGGUGU
Messenger RNA from Bradysia coprophila, 3762 nucleotides. It is a transcript of the gene Ice1, whose product is annotated as interactor of little elongation complex ELL subunit 1. The record is from RefSeq and is a predicted model, not a curated record. NCBI's taxonomy places the organism in Eukaryota, Metazoa, Arthropoda, Insecta, Diptera, Sciaridae.